Messenger RNA from Candida tropicalis MYA-3404, 1908 nucleotides. RefSeq lists its product as uncharacterized. NCBI's taxonomy places the organism in Eukaryota, Fungi, Ascomycota, Pichiomycetes, Serinales, Debaryomycetaceae. The coding region runs from base 1 to 1908 and encodes 635 amino acids. Gene Ontology annotation, cellular component: mitochondrial inner membrane. Gene Ontology annotation, biological process: mitochondrion inheritance. The record is from RefSeq and is a predicted model, not a curated record. The transcript has a single exon.
AUGAUUAGCAGGUCAUUAACUUCACCGUCUAUAACAAGAACUCUUACACACAAUGCAUUGAAAUCCACAUCUCAUAUAGUACCCAUCUCAAUAUUAUCCACACGAACACUAAUAUCCCGGAGACUACUUUUCAACCAAAUAAACUCUCAACCAUCACAACUGUUUAUACACCUACUCCCCCGCUAUUUUUCAACAUCAACCAGAUUCACUCAGAAACAUGAUCCUUUGGAAAACAAGAAACGUACUGAAUUAGUACCAUUUGUAACUAAAGCAACUUUACUUUCCCAAGCAAAUUCAAAGUUAUCCCGAAUGUUAGUCCAUAUCAAAUGGCCUUUGUUAAGAAAUACAAAUUCUACUUCCAAAUGGGAUGUGAUGUCGGCUUUUAUUUCUUGGUUAGUUAUGGGUAAUAUAUUAUGGGUCAUUUUAGGAACUACUACUUUUGGUUUGGUUUUGAUGUAUUCAUUACAUUACUUGAAUAAUCUUGUGGGAACAUUUACUGAUAGGGCUAGUAGUAGAGAGGGUGAUGACGAGUCAGAUAAGAAACCUAAUAAUGUUUUAGGAUAUUUGAUUGGAAGUAUAAUAUCAUUUGGAUUGGGCGUCAAUUUGAAAUUUGAAAAAGGUUCAACUUUACCAGAGUUUAAAGAUGGUAAAUUAAGAUUUAAGAAUUUUACCAUUGUUUCAAAUGAAAACACCGACAAGAGUAUUCAGUUUAAGGGAAAAGUUGAAGCCAUGGAUAUAACAUUAUCUUUUAAUAAAUGGUAUGAAGGUAAUGGUUUGAUUUAUGAUUUGGAAUUGUUUGGCUUGAAUGGGAAGUUGUACAAGCUGGUUAGAUCUACUCCAGAUGAAACUACAUCUUCUAAGAAAUCAUACAGAUUGAAUGAGAAUAUUCAUUAUCAAUUUGACUUGGAUAAUGACGUUGAAGAAAUCACAACUGCGAAAAAGAAGAAUACUAAUACACCAAUAAUUGAUGAGAAUUAUAUCUUUGAUCAUGUCAAGAUAUACGAUUCGUAUUUGGAAAUUUAUGAAGACCAACAAGCUGAAACUCCAUUGAAAAUUAAUAUUUUCAGUUGUGAUUUACCUAAAUUAAGAGGCAACAAGAUUGUGUUGGAUUUUUUCAAUGCUAAUAACGCUAGUGGCGCUAUUAAUGAUUCUAUGUUUACUAUUCAUAAACGUCAAAAUUUAGACCCUGAAAGUAGUCAAGACAAAUUGAUUAGAUUUAAACUAGAUGCCAUUGAUUUAGGGGAAAUCAACAAAUUCAAUCCAGAUCUGAAGUUUAAUUGGAUUGUCAACGGUAAAGCAGAAAUUAUAGCUGAUAUAACCUUACCAGAAAUGCAACAACAACAAGAUGAUUUGAACAAAUCUAUUGGUGAAUUUAUUGGCAAGAUUUAUGAGAAUAUUUUUUACCAAAACGCUAACAACGGCAACAAUACCAAUGCUGGUAACCCAUCGGAAGAUUCUUUGUUGAAGGAUGCAAUUGCUGCAAUUUAUCAUACUUUUAAAAAACCAGAGGAAGAAAGUUCACCUAAACACGCUGAGAACUCGUAUGUUAUGGUUAAUGUGAAAAUGAAAUUGUAUGAUUUAAAAGCAUCUUUACCUCAAGUAUUACCUACUGCAAAUGAUGGAACUCCUUUUAUCUCAUUGACUGAUUUGAGAUCUUUGAUUAGUUUUAUUAAUACUGAAAACCAAAAACCAAUUACCAUAAAAUCAACUGUUAUUGAAAAGAUUACUGAUUUAUCAAAUAUUGAACAUUUAGGACAAACCAAGAUGUUUGAUUACAUCAUGGGUGAUGUUUAUGAAGAAAUGUCAUAUUUAGUUAGAGAUGAUGCUAGAAGAAUUAUAAAUGAAAAAUCUUGGAGUAAUUCCGUAGCUACACAAUUGUUGAUUCUUGGAUUAGGUGCUAUUGUAUAG